Messenger RNA from Nannospalax galili (Upper Galilee mountains blind mole rat), 2057 nucleotides. RefSeq names its product peroxisomal biogenesis factor 3 (gene Pex3). The transcript is spliced from 12 exons. Gene Ontology annotation, cellular component: peroxisomal membrane. Lineage: Eukaryota; Metazoa; Chordata; Mammalia; Rodentia; Spalacidae. Gene Ontology annotation, biological process: protein import into peroxisome membrane. Gene Ontology annotation, molecular function: protein-macromolecule adaptor activity. The record is from RefSeq and is a predicted model, not a curated record. Bases 173 to 1294 code for a protein of 373 amino acids.
GCAGCUGCAGGGAUGUAGUCCACGCCCCCUUCCCGCUCUGCUGACAGCCUCUGCGGAAAGUCGCCGAGAGCCACUACUGCGAGGACACGCUUCCGUCGGCCCUGGGUGAAUUAAGACGGCUCCUGGUGAGACAGCCCCGCUCCUCGGCAGCGCACACCCCCAGGACCUGAAUAUGCUCAGGUCAACGUGGAAUUUUCUGAAACGUCACAAAAAGAAAUGCAUCUUUCUGGGCACAGUCCUUGGAGGAGUAUAUAUCCUGGGGAAAUAUGGACAGAAGAAAAUUAGAGAAAUACAAGAAAGGGAGGCUGCAGAAUACAUUGCCCAGGCUCGACGACAGUAUCAUUUUGAAAGUAAUCAGAGGACUUGCAAUAUGACAGUGCUGUCCAUGCUUCCAACACUGAGAGAGGCCUUAAUGCAGCAGCUCAAUUCUGAGAGUCUAACAGCUUUGUUAAAAAAUAGGCCUUCAAACAAGCUAGAAAUAUGGGAGGACCUAAAGAUAAUAAGUUUCACAAGAAGUGUUGUAGCUGUGUACAGUACUUGUAUGCUGGUGGUUCUUCUGCGCGUCCAGCUAAACAUAAUUGGUGGCUAUAUUUAUCUGGAUAAUGCAACAGUUGGCAAAAAUGGCACUACAGUUCUUGCUCCCCCAGAUGUACAACAGCAAUAUUUAUCAAGUAUACAACACCUUCUUGGAGAUGGCCUGACAGAAUUGGUUACUGUCAUUAAACAAGCUGUGCAGAAGAUUUUAGGAAGUGUCUCUCUUAAACAUUCUUUGUCCCUUUUGGACUUGGAACAAAAACUAAAAGAAAUCAGAAUUCUUGUUGAGCAGCAUAAGUCUUCUUCGUGGAUUAAUAAAGAGGAAUCCAAGUCUUUGUUGUGCCAUUACAUGAUGCCAGAUGAAGAGACGCCAUUAGCAGCUCAGGCCUGCGGGCUUUCUCCCAGAGACAUUAUCACCAUUAAACUUCUCAAUGAGACAAGAGACAUGUUAGAAAGUCCAGAUUUUAGUACAGUUUUGAAUACCUGCUUAAACAGAGGUUUCAGUCGGCUGCUAGACAACAUGGCUGAGUUCUUUCGACCUACUGAACAGGACCUGCAGCAUGGUAAUGCCGUGAAUAGUCUUUCCAGUGUCAGCCUGCCUUUAGCUAAGAUAAUUCCAAUAGUAAAUGGACAGAUCCAUUCAGUGUGCAGUGAAACACCUAGUCAUUUUGUUCAGGAUCUGUUGAUGAUGGAGCAAGUGAAAGACUUUGCUGCUAACGUCUACGAAGCUUUUAGUACCCCUCAGCAACUGGAGAAAUGAUUGUUUUCCUUCAAGAAAACCUACAGUGGGAUUCAUCUGCAUAAAAAGUAUGCAUAAAAUCAUCUAUACCUAGAAUGACAAUUUGCUACCAAAAUGCCUAAUAAAAAUAUAUUCUUAAGCAAAGUCUUCAGUUCAUAAUGAAGUAGAUUUAUUUGGCAUCUUAAUUUUUUUAAUUCAUCAACAGAUCAUUUUUGACUGGCAUACCUAAACUAGUACACACAGUAUAAAUGUCAGAAUUGUUUAUAGUUUUUACAUCAUGGAUCUCUGGUCCAAACAGACUAUUAUAGAUACUUUAAAAAAAUAUGUGUAGUAUGAAUUGCAGUGUACCUUGACCAAUAAUGAGGGAGAGUCUCUUUGAGAAAUAGAUCUAGGAUGUGUAAGCUUUGAAAAUACAUCAUUUAACUAAUCAUGAGGUUUCCUAGACUUUGUCAUAAGCAAGAGCAAGUCAGACAUCUCACCAGCCACCCUUUGAAGGAACACAUCAUUGUCCCAUAAUGACAGAGCACUUUUCCUUUAGAAAUCAGUGACUUUUAGUACCUAUGAUUGGCUAUAUUUUUCUUUGCUAUCUUUUUCUUGGCUAUUUCUUUGCAGUAUUUUCUAAGUUUUGUUAACAAGCCGGAGAAAGUUGCUUAUUGGUCUGCAGUUGUGUUGGUGCUCACACCCAUUAAUAAUGAAAGAGUUUUAUUCAUUUGUAUGUAAAUAAUUUUAAUAACUUUGUAUUGAUUUUGAGUACAAUAUCUUGUUGCAAUAAACUAUUUUAAUA